Messenger RNA from Pochonia chlamydosporia 170, 1761 nucleotides. RefSeq names its product HET-domain-containing protein. The coding region runs from base 1 to 1761 and encodes 586 amino acids. Lineage: Eukaryota; Fungi; Ascomycota; Sordariomycetes; Hypocreales; Clavicipitaceae. The record is from RefSeq and is a predicted model, not a curated record. The transcript has a single exon.
AUGAGACUACUGCACACACCUUCAUUUGAAUUAUGCGUCUUUACAGAUGACCAAAUUCCGCCAUACGCCAUUCUAUCACACACCUGGGCGGAUGAAGAAAUCACCUACGACGACUUAUCACGCAGGCACAGCGCUCGCGAGAAGCAAGGAUGGGACAAGAUAGAAAAAGGUUGCGCGCUAGCAAAAUCGCUAGACCUGGAGUUCAUAUGGAUCGAUACCUGCUGCAUCGAUAAAUCCAGCAGCGCAGAGCUUUCCGAGGCCAUUAACUCCAUGUUCAGAUGGUACGAGAAUGCUCGCCUGUGCAUCGCCUUCCUCUCCGACUGGGACGCCACAACAGACACGCUGGAUUCCAAAGUGUUUCGAUCUAGUCGCUGGUUCACAAGAGGAUGGACACUACAGGAGCUCAUUGCUCCCCCAGAAGUCAUAUUCUACGAUCGACAUUGGGAGAAACAGUUCACGAGGGAUUCGCUCAAAGAUCUCAUCCAUGACAUCACAGGGAUACCAAAGAGCAUACUUGAAGCCGCGACCGACGGCGAUCGACAAUGUCGCCAGCAGCUGGAUGAAAUUUCUGUAGCGCAGAGAAUGAGUUGGGCCGCGAAACGAAGCACCACACGAACAGAGGAUGUUGCGUACUGCCUCCUUGGUAUUUUUGACAUCAACAUGCCGCUUCUGUACGGUGAGGGCGCGACCAAAGCAUUCAGACGCCUUCAAGAUGAGAUUAUAAAAUCUACAGACGAUGAGUCCAUCUACGCAUGGAGCUACCCAAGGGAGGGACUGGAAAAGCGCAUGUUUUGGGGUUUGUUGGCGAACAGCCCAGCUGCGUUUGACAACUAUAACGACUUGAUUCCCAGACGGUCGAGAUAUCUCACACGCAGCUCAAAUCGGACGGUGACCGUAUCGAACAGAGGCCUACUUCUGGAUCUUUUCGUAACCCCAUUCCCCAAGGACAUGUCGCGCACAAUAUUCCUCGCCUUCUUGGACUGCGACAUGCGACGAGAGGAGUCAAGUUCGUCCCUUAGCCCAGUGAUUAUACUACAACGAACCGCGUGGGACAACAGCUCAGACAUGGUUCGCAUCCGGCGGGACAUUCUGGGUUUCUCCAUGAUGAACAAUGUAGUUCUCCCAGACGAACUGGCCGCCCUAUUAUCUACCGGGUCCGGAACAGCAUCUACACUCCAGCAACCAGAGCUGCGACAAAUCUUCAUCCCGCACAAUUACACGGCCACCCGUCCACCAGGCGGUCUCACAUUCCACCCGGAGAUUCACCACCCGCUCAACAAUAUCAGCCUCAACGUCGUAUCCCGGUCCCCAACGUGGCAGUACUUUAUCGGCAUGAAGGGCGGCUCUGUGGUGCGCUCGUACGAAAUCAACUUUGACCAGAAUCCCAUUCCUGCGGUGCACGAGCUGAAGGAACCGAGAGUCCUCGGCACGAUAGAGAUCGAGAUUGAAAAGGGGGACAAGAAGAAGAAGUGUCGGAGUACGUGUCUGGUGGUUGGGCUAGAGGCCCUGCCUGAUAAUCCGUUUGGCACGCCUGCGUGCUAUUUUGUUCCGUGGUGCGGGUUCGAGGAGCAGGGUAAGGUUGCGCGUGCGGAAUUUGAGAGGGUGUUGGAUAAGACGCUGAGGAGGGGGGUGUUUGUCUUGGAUCAGGAUGUUGUGGUUGCGACUUUUGGACUGGAGAUCUUGUAUUCGAGGUUGGUGUUUACGUUGAGGUUGGAGACGAGGGAUAUGAAGGAUAUGAAGGGGUUUACGUGGUCGAAGUGA